AUGCCUGAUGCUGCAAAUACCGAGGCCUCGAAGCCUGGGCUGGCAACCAACACCCAAACCCCUCCCCCAACGCCCGUUACUUGCAUCAUCAAUGUGACGGAUGGCGUGGAUAGCACGGUCGAGGCCUUCUUUCUCGAGAUUCACAGCACCGAUGUUGAUGAUGAGAAGCUAUCCGACUUGAGAUCGCUGAUCGUGAAGAACACUCGCUGUGUUGAACUCUUACAGUUUCCCUUUUGCUUGGCGUCAGGUGCCGUAGUUCAAGACUCCAUGUCUGUUGAAUACUACCUAUCCAAAUGCCUCAAGAUAGACGCAAAAGGCCAAGCCAUUGAGGUAUUCAUGAAGGAUGAAAAACUUCCUACAGAGACGGGAUGGAACGACUUUGUUCCCUCGUAUUAUAGCAGUCCAUUGACCGGUACCAACGCGAGGCACGUUUCCGAGCUCGAGGAGAAGCAGUGGGGAGUGGUGGUUGAGACGAACCAGCUCUGCUACGGCAUCAGCACCAUUACCGAAGAUGUGACUAUAGUAGAAAAAGGAAAGAAGAAAACCGAGACGCGUGUUGUUGGGGUGCAGAAGCCCAAGUACCCAGCAUUCCGUUUAGCGACGAGAAAGGUGCUUUCCGACACGGUGGCAAGCAGCAUGGUGAAGAAUGUCGAGUUGGACCUGCGUAUUCCGCGCUAUACGAAUGACGACGUGUCGUACGUGGCGUUUCGCUACUCUACUUCUGCUGCGCAAGAAUCUCUAGCAAGGCAGGGCUUCUCGCAGACCGACAUUUCAGCCUCGGGAAGCGGAGGGGCCUUUGGAUGUAGCGUGGAUGCGUCUGCAAGCUUGUCCGUGGCGGAAAACACUUCGAAUCAAAGCAGCACGGCAACGAGCAAGGGCAAAGCAACAAUGUCGUACAAUUUCCCACGGGUCACCAUGUUCCUCGACGAACUGGGUCUAGAAUUAACCCCCCAGUGUGAGCAAGACUUGAAAGCAAUCCAAGACGCCGCAGGCUAUAGCAGAUUCUUGAAGAGAUAUGGCGAAUUCUUUAGCACCACCGUUCAGCUCGGGGGGUCCCUGUUUGCUUCAGAGGAAUACGAGACGAGCUCGGAUAGCAGCCGUGAGUCAACGGCCAAGUCGCUGAAGGCUGCUGCUGCCGUGUCGCUCGGCGGCGUGGGAUACUCGGGAUCCGUGUCCGCGUCUCAUCAGCAAUCAUCUCAGGACGCGAGGGGCGCCUCUAAUGAGGAGUCUUCCAAAACCCUCAUCUGGGAAGCGAACGGUGGGAACACCUUGCUGUGCAACGACCCAGCCGCGUGGGCGCCAUCUGUGGCCUACUAUGGCAACUGGAGAAUUCUCAAGCAAGGGAGAGUUGUGCGCCUGAUGGAUUUGAUUUGCACGCUGGAAGGCUUCAGAUACGUAAAGGAACAGCUGCCGGUGUGGAAGAAUACAGGCACAGCGGUUGAGUCACCGGUUGGGCAGAGGUUUACGUUGAAUGUCAAGGCGUGCCUUGGGGGCAAGUACAUGGUGGGACAUGGAGGGAGUGAUCCGGGCAAAAUCGAAAUCGGACCCGAGGUUGAGAAACGAACCGGCAAAUUUCUGGCAUGGGAAUUGGCGUCGGCAGACAAAGGCGACGUCGCUACCACGGUGGAAUACGGCAAAGACUAUUAUCUGAUGCAUUGCGAGUCGCAUCUUUACCUUACAUUUUCCGACAUCGCCAAGACGGCGCGGUUGAUUGUGAGCAUGGUCGGUACUCCCAAAAAAGACAAGAACGGACCCAUCUACUUCAUCUCCGGCACAAGGACUCGAGACUAUACUAUGCGCUUUUAUGAUGGCGAAUGCAAGGGUAAGCAGGGGACGAUAGAGACUGGCGACACCGUCACCCUCGAGUUCAAGGGCGCGUCGGGGUCCCUUGGGUUUUUGGCAGCGGAAACCUCUGGCCAAGACAAGAUCUAUGUGACCAAAGGCACCGACGGGUACUCUCCGCUCAAAUUAAUAUACAAGGAGACGGCGACCCCAUCAGAGUCUGACGGGUCUGCCGACACGAAACCCAUCUCGUCUGCAGGCCCUCCGUCAGCGAAGCCAGUGAUGGCGUCGGCGAGGCGAGAGACGGCUUCGUCGGCGGUGCCGCAGAGCCGGAGCCCGUCGCCACCGCCUAAAAAAGAGAUGCCCGUUUGUAACGUUGAUUUGAGCGAGCCGAUAACCUGA
Metarhizium brunneum ARSEF 3297 is the source of this 2184-nucleotide messenger RNA. The record is from RefSeq and is a predicted model, not a curated record. NCBI's taxonomy places the organism in Eukaryota, Fungi, Ascomycota, Sordariomycetes, Hypocreales, Clavicipitaceae.